AAGAAGAGGGUCAAGUCAUUGCCGUCGUGUCCGCCGGAAGUGUGGGAAGCGGUGCUGUUAGAGGGCUAUAACAUACAGAUCGGGAGCGAUGUGUGGCAGUUGGCAAUGAUGGUCUACGUGUGUCUCACCACUCGCUUUCCAUGGGAUAAGGCAGACAUAACUGAUCCGAAAUUCACCGAAUUUGUUGAGUGGCAGAAACGCAAGACUACCCGAACUCCCAAAGAGUUCAGAGUAUUCUCUCCACGACUUCUGCGGCUUAUGAGACGACUGAUGGAGUUGAAGCCAAUGAAACGCUAUCCGGUCACUGAAGUGAACAAAUAUCUGAGGGAUCGAUGGCUCGUCCAUAAGUCUCAACGCGCCUCAUCAGUGCACUCACAUGGCGAUUUCAAUGGCAGUCAUGUGACCCGAAGCCUAUCGUGUAGUCAUGUAUUACAUCCUCACCAUCGGUCUGAUGAAUGGAUGGCAUCGAAGAGCAAAGACGAUCACAGUUUAUAUACAAAUUGAAUAAAUUAUUUAUUUUCACAAUA
This is a messenger RNA of Oppiella nova, 527 nucleotides long. The record is from the annotation of a GenBank genome assembly. NCBI's taxonomy places the organism in Eukaryota, Metazoa, Arthropoda, Arachnida, Sarcoptiformes, Oppiidae.